AUGAACUCCUCUCUCGCAGUAGAACCCGGUCGCCUACCCAAUCUAGCCGAACAAGAGUUCUUCGCCAAUCGUUCUGCAAAUCCUACCCCUACUAAUCAUACCCCAAGUCAAGACCCUUUUCAAGACUCUGGAGCUUUGCGAGGGGACGACCACCAGACACGGAUCAUACAAAAACUACAGGAUCUACACGACAAGCUUUUAAAUUAUGUACCACCUGAGAUACCCGAAGAAUCCCAUUCUAACUCAUUGCUAUCUCGGUUGUUCAGCCGUGAACUACCGUUGCCAACAUCUCCUCCAGAAUCUGCCCCAAAAGGAUUAUACCUUUAUGGCGACGUCGGGACUGGAAAGACGAUGCUUAUGGAUCUAUUUUACCAAACUCUUCCGCCAUCUGUGAGACGGAAACGACGGGUUCACUUCCAUGCCUUCAUGAUAGACGUCCAUAAACGUUUACACGCCGCCAAGAUCGCUAUGGGCUAUCAAGGUGGUGACCCAAUAGUGCCUGUGGCGCGGGACCUUGCUAGAGAUGCCUCAGUCCUUUGUUUCGACGAAUUUCAGGUGACUGAUAUUGCCGACGCGAUGAUUCUGCGGCGGCUUCUCGAGUCGUUGGUCAACUACGGUGUUAUAUGCGUAAUGACCUCAAAUCGACAUCCUGAUGACCUUUAUAAGAAUGGAAUUCAGCGGUCGAGCUUUAUCCCAGCAAUAGAACUCAUUAAAGCCAACUUCGAUGUUACUGACCUUGACUCUGGGACAGAUUAUCGACGAGUUCCCCGUGCAUUGUCACAUGUGUACUAUUCCCCAAUCACACCUGAAAAUAACCGUGAAAUUGAGAAGAUUUUCAAGUCCCUGACUUCCGAAAAUCCCGACGAUCCUCCAAUACGCAACAGGAAGUUGAACACAUGGGGCCGAACCAUUGUUGUGCCGGAAAGUUCUCGCAAAGUUGCUAAAUUCAACUUCAUGGAUUUGUGUGGGCAGCCUCUCAGUGCCGCGGACUACAUAGAGGUUACGAAAAACUUUGGAACGCUGUUCGUGACAGAUAUUCCCAAGAUGGGAAUGCAUCAGAAGGACCUGGCACGAAGAUUCAUUACUUUCAUUGACGCUUGCUACGAAAGCAAAACUAAGUUAUUUGUGACAUCGGAAGUUCCUGUCUUCCAGGUUUUCUCUGAUGAUCCUACAGAAGAAGCGAAGCAAAUUCAUAUAUCAGACCAUAUGCGUAGCGUCAUGGAUGAUCUUGGAUUAAACCAUACUGCUGUUGGGGGAAGUUCCAUGUUCACUGGUGAAGAAGAAGUAUUCGCAUUUGCACGCGCUUGUUCGCGCUUGGUUCAGAUGGGAAGUAAGGAGUGGGCUGAAACAGCUGGACAAAUGUGA
This is a messenger RNA of Psilocybe cubensis, 1365 nucleotides long. RefSeq lists its product as uncharacterized. The transcript has 9 exons. NCBI's taxonomy places the organism in Eukaryota, Fungi, Basidiomycota, Agaricomycetes, Agaricales, Agrocybaceae. The record is from RefSeq and is a predicted model, not a curated record. The coding region runs from base 1 to 1365 and encodes 454 amino acids. Gene Ontology annotation, cellular component: cytoplasm; mitochondrion. Gene Ontology annotation, biological process: protein quality control for misfolded or incompletely synthesized proteins. Gene Ontology annotation, molecular function: ATP binding; ATP hydrolysis activity.